AUGGCUGUGGCGGCCUUGUUCGCUACUGCGAACGCUCACAUGAUCAUGGAGUCUCCUGUUCCAUUUAGCAAAGACAAGCUCGACAAUUCGCCGAUUCAGGCUGCGCAGUUCCCCUGCAAGCACGACAUUGGCUACUCGAUCUCGACCAUGAACAAAAUGGCUGUUGGACAGAAGCAAGAACUUAGCUUCAAGGGCAGCGCUGUUCACGGCGGCGGAUCAUGCCAGCUCAGUGUUACCACGGACACUGCACCCACCAAGGACUCCAUCUUCAAGGUUAUCAAGUCUAUUGAGGGUGGCUGCCCUGGUGUUGAUGGGGGACCUCUGAAGUUCGAUUUUGAGCUUCCAGACAGCAUCCCCAACGGCAACGCUACAUUCGCCUGGACUUGGUUCGCCAAGUUGAGCGGCGGUCCAGAGAUGUACAUGAACUGUGCUCCCAUCGAAGUUUCCGGCGGUGCCAGUGACAAGUCCAAGUUCGACGCCCUUCCCGACAUGUUGGUUGCCAACAUUGCUAGCACUUCCUGCAAGCAAGUAUCCAGCACGGUUUUGAAGAUUCCAAACCCUGGAUCAGUGCUUCAGAUGGGCUCAGGAGAUUCGGCAAGCGUCGUUGCUCCUACUGGCGACUGUGGAUCUACUGGAACUACUCCUUCUGAUCCCUCUGGGCCCUCUGACCCCUCUGGUUCCGCUCCAAGUGGCGGCUCUCCCUCUGCUCCCUCCGCUGGUCAACCUCCUGCCGCUCCUUCACCGCCAGCUGAUGGUGCUCCCUCCGCUACCGUCAGCUCUCCUGCCGCCGGUCAGUCUCCAGCUGCUCCUACCAAGCCAGCUGGCGGCAAGCCAUCACCUCCUCCCUCCAACCCAGGCGGUGGUGUCUUUGCCCCUGGCGCCUCCAGCGGUCCCGCUCUGCCAACAUCCACCACGCUCGUCACCGUCACCGCCACACCCACCGCGCCAACUGGAGCUGGCCCCACUGCCCCCGCAGGAGUUUCACCACCAUCUCCCAUCGGUACCGGCACUCCUUCUACUCCCUCCACACCUUCCAGCCCCUCAGUCGGCGGCGGUUCAGGCACUUGCACCACCAACGGCGCAAUCGUGUGCAACGGUGCCACCCAAUUCGGUCUCUGCAACAACGGCAAUGUGGUCUGGCAAGCUGUUGCCGCUGGCACUACUUGCGUCAACGGCAACAUCACCAAGCGCGCUUACUACGGCCGCGUGGCUCGUCCCCGCCGCUCUAGCCGCCGCGUUGUUCCCAACUAA
Messenger RNA from Pyrenophora tritici-repentis Pt-1C-BFP, 1251 nucleotides. RefSeq names its product Drf-FH1 multi-domain protein. The record is from RefSeq and is a predicted model, not a curated record. Lineage: Eukaryota; Fungi; Ascomycota; Dothideomycetes; Pleosporales; Pleosporaceae.